Molecule: messenger RNA, 261 nt
Organism: Lichtheimia ornata
Lineage: Eukaryota; Fungi; Mucoromycota; Mucoromycetes; Mucorales; Lichtheimiaceae
Exons: 2
Coding region: 1-261 (86 amino acids)
Source: RefSeq, a predicted model, not a curated record
AUGCUUGGUGUCCACAGAGACGACGAUUACGAUGAUUACCACAUACACAACAAUGGCGAUUACGAUGAUAACGCCAUCCACAACAAUGACGAUUUCGAUGAUAACGACAUUCACAACAAUGACGAUUACGAUGAUCACCUCAUCCACAACAAUGGCAAUGAUAACGGCAAAGAGAUUCAAAAGGAAGCCUGCAAGAUCCCAUUCUUUUCAACUUGUGUGCUUUUGGAUGUUGGUGUGACGGAUGAGAUUGGCGACUGGUGA